This is a messenger RNA of Phytophthora nicotianae INRA-310, 177 nucleotides long. RefSeq lists its product as hypothetical. The record is from RefSeq and is a predicted model, not a curated record. NCBI's taxonomy places the organism in Eukaryota, Oomycota, Peronosporomycetes, Peronosporales, Peronosporaceae. The transcript has a single exon. Bases 1 to 177 code for a protein of 58 amino acids.
AUGCUCAACGGUAAAGACUAUCAGCCAGAAAACGACAGGGAAGACCAGCAGGAGGACAACAUCGGAGACCAACAGAAGCAGACACAAAGACCAAGUACAGAUGACGAAGACCAAGUGACGGCGAUACCCGUGGUUUGGAGGUGGGCCGGGGUAUCCGACCCAUAUCCAGACCUGUGA